Molecule: messenger RNA, 2001 nt
Organism: Sorghum bicolor (sorghum)
Lineage: Eukaryota; Viridiplantae; Streptophyta; Magnoliopsida; Poales; Poaceae
Exons: 6
Coding region: 256-1755 (499 amino acids)
Source: RefSeq, a predicted model, not a curated record
AAAAGAAGACAUGAUUUCGGAUUUUUCGGUGGCGUGUGCCAGGCUUUCGGCCGCACCGCGGGGCCGGAUCUGACUCGGCAACCAGCAACGAACCGGGAUGCUCCGCAGGUCCAGAAUCGCACUUGCCCAGGAGCCAGCCCAACCCAGCUCGCCUGCCGGCCGAACCAAACCCGCUCCGCCUCCGCCGCCUUCGCACCUGCUGGACGUGAUCUCGCCCGCCUGGCAGAUUAACAAUCACCAUUAAGGUUCAGUUGGAUGCAGCUUCCGAGGUCCGGAAAGCGGUGCGCCGAGCCGGCCACGGCGGCGACCGCCAAGGCGGAGAUGGAGGUUUUCGGCGGCGGCGAUGGUGCUCCGCACAAACGCGUCAAACCGCUGCCGCCGCCGCCGCCUCAGGCAUUUAGAUCGGACCUGUCCUGUGAUGUGCUUGAUGAACCUAGCCCAUUGGGUCUGCGACUAAGAAAAAGUCCAUCUCUGCUGGACCUUAUUCAGACGAAGCUUUCUCAGGCAAAAUCUGCCAGUGAACAGUUUGAUGUGCACAACAAUGUUUCUGAUACACCCAUGAAGAAAGAGGUUAGAUCUGGGGCUCCUACAGCUGGUGAACGACCGAAAGCUUCAAAUUUUCCUGCAAAUGUUUUGAGAAUUGGUAGUUGGGAGUACAUUUCACACUACGAAGGUGAUUUGGUCGCAAAGUGCUACUUUGCAAAGCAUAAGCUUGUCUGGGAAGUCCUACAUGAUGGUCUCAAGAGUAAGAUAGAAAUUCAGUGGUCAGAUAUUAUUGCUUUGAAGGCAACCUGCCCCGAGAAUGAACAAGAAGGGAUCUUAGAUCUUGUGUUGGCUCGCCCACCCCUUUUCUUCAAAGAGACUAAUCCUCAGCCAAGGAAACAUACACUAUGGCAGGCUGCAUCAGAUUUUACUGAUGGACAGGCAAGCGUCAACAGGAGACAUACCUUGCAGUGCCCCUCAAGUUUGUUAAGCAAGAAUUUUGAAAAGCUCAUUCAAUGUGAUCAUCGUCUACAUGAAUUGAGCCAACAGCCAGCUGCCAUAUUGCAAACUCCACAUUUUGAACCUAAGCGAUCUAUUUUUGAAAAUCCAAACGAAUCAAAGGACUGCUUUGAUCUUAAUGGCUUGAAGUAUGAACAUGAAGCUACUUUGCCCAAGUUCACUGAUCCCGUCUCAACAUGUGUCUUUUCAUCACUGUCCAAGAAUGUUGGACAACCAAUGAACAUAGGAUUUGGUGCUGGAGAUUUUGAGGGCACUGUUUCUGAGGAACCAAAGAAUUGCAAUCAGUGGAAUCAAUUCAAAGUGCCUGGAUUGAAGGCAUCCAUAUCUGUGGAAGAUUUGGUUAACCAUCUAGGUAACUGCAGAGCUGAUCAAAGGAGUGUAAGCGAUCCUCCUUUGACCAUUAAUGAUGGAAAAUCCAAAGAAGUAUUGGAAGAUCUUGUUCAAUACCUUUUCAGCGAUACACACAGUCUGCCAGCCUCAGAUGAUAAAUAUUUAAUGGCAAGGGUUGACUCCCUUUACUCUUUGCUUGAGAAAGACACGGUGCCAGCCGCCAUCUGCAAGCCUGAAUGCAGUGAUGACAUAGGCAUAAAUUUUGAUGGCUUUGAGGAGGAGCUCAACUCAUCACUUGCAGGAGCUAAAGAACCGCUCACCAUUUCCAGAAAGGAUUCUUUCGGGGAGCUGCUGCUAAACCUUCCCCCAGAACCUUCUAUUCCACAGUUCUUGUUCAACUUAGCAGAAAAUUCUGAAAAAUAAAGCGUGCAAUCAACUUCUGGUUCUUUACUCCUAGAACAAAGCAGCAGCUGUACAAAUUGUGAAUAUGAGCAAUAAAUCAGCCACGCCAGAAUUCUGUUUUACUUCUUCCCUGUAAAUAAUUCAGUAGUUUGGUGCAGCAAAAUUGUCUGCUCAUUGUUUCGUUCGCCGAGAAACUGCACAUGCAACGUUGGAACUACAAUUUGAUGGCAUUUUCCUUUUAAAUGGUACUCUCUCCCAUGUUGGAUA